AUAGAAAUAGAGUUUUGACAGGUCCAAGAAAUUUACCACCGAGUGUCUCAUGAAAUAGCUAGUGAGUGACCACAAAUCGGUGGUUUGUAAAACGUAUUUAUCGAGGGUGGAAUACCUGAGUUUUUUCUUUGCAUUUUCAGUUAGCAUUAAGUGAUUAAACUAGCAGCUGAAAGUCUCUUCAAGAAGCCGGACUAAUUGGGUGAAUUACCAACACAGACGUGAAAAUGACUAUUUUUGAAACCAGCAGCCAACUCAUUGAGAGUACAGUGGGGAAGAUGAGCGACAAUUUGACAUCAAUGGUUCUUGCAACGUCUGUGUUUACACUCACUCUUGGAUAUUUAUCUAAACUGGUGUUCAAGCAGUACCAGUCGUCCGAGAAAGAUGCUAAAUACCCUCCUUACAUCCCAUCAAGCAUCCCUUUCCUUGGACACGCAAUAGCUUUUGGAAAAAGCCCUAUCGAGUUCUUGGAAAAUGCAUACGAGAAGUACGGCCCUGUGUUCAGCUUUACAAUGGUGGGCAAGACUUUUACCUAUUUGUUGGGCAGUGACGCCGCAGCCUUGAUGUUCAACAGUAAGAACGAGGACCUUAAUGCAGAGGACGUCUACUCAAGACUGACUACACCAGUCUUUGGCAAGGGUGUUGCCUAUGACGUUCCGAACCCGAUAUUUCUGGAGCAGAAGAAAAUGUUGAAGACAGGGCUGAACAUUGCCCAUUUCAAACAGCAUGUUCAGAUCAUUGAGGAGGAGACUAGGGAAUACUUCAACCGAUGGGGAGACAGUGGAGAAAGAAACCUGUUUGAGGCUCUGUCUGAGCUGAUCAUUCUAACGGCUAGUCGCUGUCUCCAUGGGAAGGAGAUCCGUAGCAUGCUGGAUGAGAAGGUAGCCCAACUUUAUGCGGAUCUGGAUGGAGGCUUCACUCACGCUGCGUGGCUUCUCCCUGGUUGGCUACCUCUUCCAAGCUUCAGGAAGAGGGACCAGGCACACAGAGAAAUCAAAAACAUCUUCUACAAAGUCAUUCAGAAGCGCAGAGAGGCUACAGAGAAGGAUGAUGACAUACUGCAAACCCUCAUCGAUGCCACCUACAAGGAUGGUCGUCCCCUGACUGAUGAUGAGAUUGCUGGCAUGCUGAUUGGCUUGCUCCUUGCUGGCCAGCACACGUCCUCCACUACCAGUGCGUGGCUGGGCUUCUUCCUGGCACGGGAUAAGGCUGUCCAGGACCGCUGCUACGCUGAGCAGAAGGCUGUGUGUGGUGAUGACCUGCCUGCUCUGCACUAUGACCAGCUGAAGGACCUGAACAUGUUGGAUCGCUGCUUGAAAGAAACUCUUAGACUCCGCCCACCAAUCAUGACGAUGAUGAGAAUGGCAAAAUCUCCUCAGAAAGUUGCAGGUUACACCAUCCCAGCUGGCCAUCAGGUUUGUGUGUCUCCCACUGUAAACCACCGUCUUCAGGACACAUGGACAGAGCGUUUGGACUUCAAACCUGACCGGUACCUCAAUGAAAACCCAGCUGCAGGAGAGAAAUUUGCCUAUGUCCCAUUCGGAGCAGGCCGUCAUCGCUGCAUCGGUGAGAACUUUGCGUACGCUCAGAUCAAGACGAUUUGGUCAGUCAUGCUGCGACUGUAUGAAUUUGACUUGGUGGAUGGAUACUUCCCUACAGUGAACUACACUACGAUGAUUCACACUCCAAACAACCCAGUCAUCAGAUACAAACGGAGGAAACACUGAGCUGAAUUUGUCCCAGAGUUAGUCCUGUCCCUGCCCUGGAUUUUGAUUGGCUAACAUAAGGAUCAGGCCAGUAUAUUUUGGAUCCUUGAUCCAAGCUGAGGGGCAGCCAAUUUUUCUUGAUACAAAAAUCACACCCAGCUCUUAAUACUUGCAGUGCUUAGCCUACAGAAUAUAGAGAUAAUUAAUUUUUCUUUCACGGAGCAUUCAGAACAGUCACAAAUGUAACAUGAAUGUCAUAUAAUAGCUAAAGAUGUCAAUUAUAAAAUGUCAAUUCUUUGACAAGCCUCUUCAGGAGAGUGAGGAAAUUUCUCAGUUUGAGCUCCAAAGUGACACUAUUAGAGCCAUAGAUGUUCUGUUGUAUAUGUUAUACUUGUGGAAAGUACAGCGUAAUGCAUGUUUUGGACCCAUUCCAUAAAAUGUUAACAAACAUGCUUUUACUUGAAUCCAGGGCAAUGUAAUGUAAUCCAGUGAGCAGAAAAUGAGUGACUGUCUGGAUUAAAGCCCACACACUACAGUUAAGUCAUGCUUGUGCUGUUCCCACUGUAUAUUUUCUGUGUGUAAUGAAAUGUAUAUUUUUGUAUUUCUCUGCAAUGAAACAAAAUAUUUGUUCUCUGAAAGAACUGUCCGUGAAUGAUGUUCCAAGGCUUUACAAUAACAUCGUUUAAGACAUCUAUAAUUUGUAACGAAUAAACAUCAAGUCUUUUGUAAAAUAAAGGUUACUGUGAAUAAC
Molecule: messenger RNA, 2454 nt
Organism: Chanos chanos (milkfish)
Lineage: Eukaryota; Metazoa; Chordata; Actinopteri; Gonorynchiformes; Chanidae
Gene: cyp51a1
Product: cytochrome P450, family 51
Exons: 10
Coding region: 225-1724 (499 amino acids)
Molecular function (GO): iron ion binding; oxidoreductase activity, acting on paired donors, with incorporation or reduction of molecular oxygen; monooxygenase activity
Source: RefSeq, a predicted model, not a curated record